GCGUCGUCAAAGUGCCCACGGGCUCCAACUUGCUGAUGGUGUCCACGCGCUCGAGUGAGAAGUCGCUGACCAAAGGCAGUCUACAGGUUGAGAGCAUCCUCCGGGAGAACGCGGCGGCGAGGCUGCAGCUGACAGAGUACGUUCUGGAGGAGGGCGGCAGGCACCAAGCCGAGUCCGCGCAGGCGCUUGACGACGCCGCCAAGGAGGCGACGAAACAGAAGGUCAAGAUGAGUGCCCUCGAGAGGCAGCUCGAGCAGAGCCGGGCCGAGCUGGAGACCCUGCGCAAUCAGGGCAAGCGCACCGUGGACAGGGCUUCCGCGGAGACAGACAACAUCCGGCAGAAGCUCGCGAACACGGAGGCGGAGAACGACCAGCUCUCGACCGAAGUCGCAAAGCUCAAGGCGGAGCUGAAGCUCGCGCACCAGGAGGCCGCGGGCGCGAAGCACAGCCUCAGCACCCUCCGGGCCGAGGAGAAGGACCUUCAGCAGAAGAUCGAGCAACUGGAUUUGGAGAAAAAGGAGCUGAGCUCGGUGGCCGACGGCCUGCGGGAAGAGGCUGACCACCUGCGCGCUGAGCUGGCGGCCAGCAGAGAGGCCGCCGCCCUGCCGGACUCCAGGCGCGGGAGCAUGGCGAGGCCGAGGGCCAGCAUGCUCCGGGCCGACUCGCCCCAGGACCCGAAGAGGAGGGGCUCCAACGCGCAGUCCUCCAGGCCGCCUUCCCCGACCACGGAGGCGGGCAGGUCGGGCCUCGUCCAGCCGCCCGAGCUGCAGCCGUUCGAGAACCAGGUGAGGAAGGUCCGCACGCGUAAGGUGUUCGAACGCCUCUUCUCCGACUCGGUGGCGAGGGACGAGCGCCGGGAUCUGAUACGGGACACCCGCGCGCGCCGCCAAGGAUGA
Molecule: messenger RNA, 896 nt
Organism: Prorocentrum cordatum
Lineage: Eukaryota; Dinophyceae; Prorocentrales; Prorocentraceae
Source: the annotation of a GenBank genome assembly